Molecule: messenger RNA, 978 nt
Organism: Colletotrichum tamarilloi
Lineage: Eukaryota; Fungi; Ascomycota; Sordariomycetes; Glomerellales; Glomerellaceae
Exons: 3
Coding region: 1-978 (325 amino acids)
Source: RefSeq, a predicted model, not a curated record
AUGCCGCCAAAAAAGGCCACUCAAGGCUGUAGCGAUCAGGUGGUGAUUGCGACGUUGGGUGGGGAACACCUGCAGCGUAGCUUCUUCAGCGCCUUCCAAGAGCGACCCAGCACCAUAUCACCCUCAAAGAGAAGGCCAGAGGAAGGAAGUGCUGUCCAACACCACAAUCCAAAUUUCAUGAUUGAAAUUUUGAAACUUCCACACUGCGACGACCACAAACUACCUCGUCGCGACUUCUUUCCAUCACAGCUCCUAUCAAAGCCGAAUCAAAAGACCGCCGAAAUGCCAGCAUCAGCACCAGCUCUUGCUCUGAACCAGGGCCCAAUGACUAACGAAGUCCUGAGGGGCAUCUUCGCGUCCGACCAAGACAUGUACCCCGCGCCGCUGACCUGGGACCGCCUCCGGAGCUGGACGACUGCAGCGCCCGAGCUGGCCACUUGCUUCUACCUCUCUGCCGACGCCGUGGAGAACGACGACACCCAGACACUCGUCGGAGCCGUCAUUGCACUCCCGAUACUGGCACCUGCGUGGCGGGAUUUGCUGGCGGGCGAGGUCAAGGAAGUGGAUGUGGAUGCCGGGACUAUGUUUCCUCGCGAUGGUGCUGAGCAUCCAGAGGUCGGGCUGCACGUUUUUCACGUCGAGAGGUUCGAUGUGCCUGAGGCGCGGGGUAAGGUGCGAGGAUUCGCCGAGACCUCGAUGCAGGCUGUCGUAGCUGCGGCAGAGAGGAAGGGAUGGUCGAUCAUCGGCUAUUCAGCACUCACAGCAACGCCAGAAGGACGAAGAUGCUUUGAGAAAAUGGGCUUCGAAGCGACGGGCUACGAGGAGUUCUGGGUUGACGAUGAUGGCCGCAAAGGUGUCCAACUGGUUACAAUCACAGCGGAUACCGCGCCCGAGGAACGGGAAGUGCGAGAAGCGGCGACAGUCCGAGGCCAGGCGAGGAUGCUAGUGAAGCACUCGCAUCCAGUCACCGAUGCUUAG